UGUGUGUCCCAGUCGCUGCUGGAGACCCAUGACUCAGUGGCUGCUAAGAGCUAUGACCCCCCCCCAAGCAGCCCUGGCCCAGAGCCCCCCCUGGGAUCCCAGCCCGUGCCCCCCGACGCCGUGCGCAUGGUGGGCAUCCGCAAGGCAGCCGGGGAGAACCUGGGGGUGACAUUCCGGGUGGAGGGGGGGGAGCUGGUGAUCGCCCGCAUCCUGCACGGGGGGAUGGUGGCGCAGCAGGGGCUGCUGCACGUGGGGGACGUGAUCCGUGAGGUGAACGGGCGCGAGGUGGGCAGCGACCCGCGGGCACUGCAGGACAGCCUGCGCCACGCCAGCGGCAGCGUCGUCCUCAAGAUCCUGCCCAGCUACCAGGAGCCUCACCCGCCCCGCCAGGUGUUUGUCAAGUGCCACUUUGACUACGACCCGGCCACCGACAGCCUCAUCCCCUGCAAGGAGGCCGGGCUCAAGUUCAUGGCCGGGGAUCUGCUGCAGAUCGUCAACCAGGAUGACCCCAACUGGUGGCAGGCGUGCCAUGUGGAGGGGGGCAGUGCAGGGCUGGUGCCCAGCCAGCUGCUGGAGGAGAAGCGCAAGGCCUUCGUCAAGCGGGAUGGAGAGGUGGCCCCCACGUCGGGGGCCCUGUGUGGCAGUCUCAGCGGGAGGAGGAAGAAGAGGAUGAUGUACCUGACGACGAAGAACGCCGAGUUCGACCGGCAUGAGCUGCUGAUCUACGAGGAGGUGGCGCGGAUGCCACCGUUCCGCCGGAAAACGCUAGUGCUGAUCGGGGCGCAGGGCGUGGGGCGGCGCAGCCUCAAGAACAAGCUCAUCAUGUCGGACCAGGCGCGUUACGGCACCACCAUCCCCUACACAUCUCGGAAGCCGAAGGAGAGCGAGCGGGAUGGGCAGGGCUAUCGCUUUGUGUCCCGGGGGGAGAUGGAGGCCGACAUCAAGGCUGGGAGGUACCUGGAGCACGGCGAGUACGAGGGAAACCUGUACGGAACCAGGAUCGACUCCAUCCGAGCCGUGGUGGAGGCUGGCAAGAUGUGCAUCCUGGAUGUCAACCCCCAGGCAGUGAAGGUGCUGAGAACAGCUGAGUUUGUGCCAUAUGUGGUGUUCAUCGAAGCCCCCUGCCCCGAGACCCUGCGGGCCAUGAACCGAGCGGCCCUGGAGAGUGGUGUGGCCACCAAACAGCUCACGGAGGCAGAUGCCCAGCGGACGGUGGAGGAGAGCAGCCGGAUCCAGCGGGGGUACGGGCACUACUUUGACCUGAGCCUCAUCAACGACGACCUGGAGCGAACCUUCGGGAGGCUCCGGGAGGCCAUGGACCACCUGCGUGUCCAGCCCCAGUGGGUGCCUGUCACCUGGGUCUACUAGUGACCACCCCACCCUGCAGGGGGGGCCAUAAAACCCUCCCCUCAACCCCCCAGCCCACCCAG
Molecule: messenger RNA, 1430 nt
Organism: Neopelma chrysocephalum (saffron-crested tyrant-manakin)
Lineage: Eukaryota; Metazoa; Chordata; Aves; Passeriformes; Pipridae
Product: MAGUK p55 subfamily member 2-like
Cellular component (GO): plasma membrane; cell-cell junction
Molecular function (GO): protein binding
Source: RefSeq, a predicted model, not a curated record